CUUCUUUUUAUUUAUCUCUUUUUUCCUUUCCUUGCCCGAGAGGCUUCAGGGCGCCUUCCUCUUAGUGUAUAAAAGCCGGUCCUCGACAGUCGUUCGGCACUCUUGGUCUCUUUGUCUCACGGACAACAUCUCACCAUGAACGCCGUUAUCGUACUUCUCGGUCUCGUCUCCGCCGCGUCCGCCGGCUUCGUCGGUGGAUAUGGUGGCUAUGGCGGCUACGGCGGCCUCGGAUAUGGCGGUUAUGGCGGUUAUGGCGGUCUCGGAUACGGAGGCGUAGCCGUCGCUGCUGCUCCCGCCGUGGCCGUCGCUCGCCCCGUGGCUGUGGCUGCCCCAGUGGCCGUCGCUCGCCCCGUCGCUGUGGCCGCCCCUGUGGCCGUCGCUCGUCCCGCUGUUGUCGCUGCCGCCCCCGUCGGCCUCGGCUACGGAGGCUUCGGCUACGGAGGCUACGGCUACGGUGCCGGUCUUGGCUACGGAGCCGGUCUCGGAUACGGACAUGGCGUCGCCGUCGCUGCCGCCCCCGCUGUCGCCGUCGCCCGCCCCGUCGCUGUGGCUGCCCCAGUGGCCGUCGCCCGCCCCGUCGUCCAUGCUGCCCCUGUCGCUGUCGCCGCUGCUCCCGCUGUUGCCUACGGCGCUGGCUAUGGCUACGGCGGUCUCGGCUAUGGUCACGGUCUCGGCUACGGCCUUGGUCUCGGAUACGGCCACGGUCUCGGAUACGGCCACGGUCUCGGCUACGGCGUUGCCCUCAAGAAGUACUAAGCGGUUUCAUCACAUUAGGAUCUCAUGCGUUCACCUCCUCCCCUGUGGUGGAUUCCCAUGGAUUCCAUUGCCAAAAAGUUUCGCUUCACAAGUCACAGAAAGCGACCAAGAUUGUGUUCAAAAUAAAUUGUUGGGGUUAUGACGGGAUGCGUUUUCCCAAAACGAAAAACAAAA
Dermacentor silvarum is the source of this 930-nucleotide messenger RNA. Its product is annotated as cuticle protein 65-like. Lineage: Eukaryota; Metazoa; Arthropoda; Arachnida; Ixodida; Ixodidae. The coding region runs from base 136 to 756 and encodes 206 amino acids. The transcript is spliced from 3 exons. The record is from RefSeq and is a predicted model, not a curated record.